Molecule: messenger RNA, 1032 nt
Organism: Lindgomyces ingoldianus
Lineage: Eukaryota; Fungi; Ascomycota; Dothideomycetes; Pleosporales; Lindgomycetaceae
Exons: 8
Coding region: 1-1032 (343 amino acids)
Source: RefSeq, a predicted model, not a curated record
AUGAGGACGCAAGGGAAAGCCAGUAGGGCGAAAAAAUGGGCUGCACAGGAGGACACAGGCACAAAUAGGACUUCGGGAGUGUACGAGAUAUGGAGCUAUCUGAGAAUUUUGAGCUUGGUGGACAUGAGGUGGUUUUGCUACGGUGACUAUAUCACUGAACCCACAUCAAACAAACACCACUUUUUGAGGCUCUACCGCAAUAUGGACACCGCCUUCCGACUCACCUUUUCCUCCCUCUUGUUGGCUGCGAUCUCCGUGGCAUCACCCCUAUCUCCUUUACCACGACUUUUUCGCCCAGAUAUUAAACAGAGGCAACCCUCGCUGCUCCUUACGGACUCUCGCUAUCCCUUCUUGCGACCACUAGCUUUCUAUCCCGCUCAGGUUUAUUUCCACCGCUACGAGCAAGCGUUGCUACAAGGAGAGUGCCUUGGAAUCUUUAGAGCCUUUCCUGGCACGUCACCCGAAAGACGGUCCACGCAGCUUCGUGCGGACGCCCACUGUCACCUCGUCGUUACAAACAUACCCUAUACGCGAAGACAUCCACCUAAGAUGGAACCCUUUCAAUUCCGAAACACCGACGGCACGCUUGGAGAUUUAGAGUUGGUCGAAGAAGAGAAGAAUCCUGCUGGAGAUACAGGACCAGAAACUCUGCCUACCGCAAGCAUUGUCUAUCCCCAACAUAUUCUUCGUUCAGCAUACGCCCAGCCGGCCUACUGCCACCUCAUGCAUCUUGAGAUGCUGGACAACACCCUACCAGCGAAUCCUCAAAUUUCUUACGCCGAAAGCCGGCUGACGCGUUCGUCUGCUUUUGAUCCUUGUCCCUCCCCAAUGACAUCUCAAGACCCGAUACAUCAGGCGUGUCGCCGGCACUCACGGCUGCAAUUCCUACGACCUGACAACCUAACACUGGACGAGGACGAGGGGUCAGACGCCGAUAGUCAGGACGCUGCCCAGCAGCAGCUGGAGAAGAUGCCGCCCAUUGGUAGCAUCAGCAAAGCUCUUGUGCGACAAGACUCGUCCAACCUGCGAUAG